AUGUCGUACGUUCGUUCCUUAAUUUGGUUUUGGCUAAUAUAUCAAUGUGCGGUUACUAGCCUUGUCUACCAACACACGGUCUAUCAAAGGCGUCUUAAUCCUACGUAUGACAACGGGACAACCCCGAUUUUGUCAAGCACAGUUCCCACUUUCCAAGCCUGUAUCAACAAAUGUCACAACCAGCCACCAUGUGACUCCUUGGUAUUUGACAUCGUUACCUUGAAGUGCUCACUCUAUGAAGGAAAAACAGUUGAGGAAGAAAUCACUAUUAACCAAAUAUAUCAUCAGGUCUUGAACAAAACGGUUCAUCGGGAUAUCAUUGAGUAUGCCCAAUACCUGUGCAGUGGGAAAAGUCCAGGGUACAUUUAUAACGAGACCGUUCCGGUUUGUUACAAAAUUGAUCCAGGUCCAAGGACACUGGUGGAAGCUGUAUCGUUUUGUGGUGAAUCCGGUGGACACCUUUUACAAAUAGACACAGAGAGAAAGCAGAGACUUGUCGAGAACUUAAGAUUAGAAAAGACAGAGUCCAUAUCUAAAUAUCGCGUCGAUGGCAAAAAGACUGGUGGAAAAUGGACAUUUUUAGAUGGCACACCAAUAACAGUCUUUUUUUGGUACCCUGGGGAGCCUGCUAAUAAUUUCAUUGAUGGAGCUUCAUCUAUUGCACUGAGAGUUGGACACCAAGGAAAAUGGGAUGAUAUCAAUGCUACCUGGACUCAUGGCAGUAUUUGCGAAAAAGACAUCAAAUUUGACUAGUGGAGUAAAUUAAUUUGUUUCAAAUAUAUCUUUAAUGUAUAUACGUAUGACUUCAUUUUUUUUUAAGUAUUAGAUUGACGAUUUCGAACAAAAUUUUAUUUCAGCAAUUGAAAAUUAAUGUAACAUAUCAAUGUCGCUUUACCAACUAAUGUUUUGGUAUGAAUUUUCGAGGAUUUUUUGUUAAAAUAUGUAUUAUUCGUUGAACAUUAUCAUAAUAUAUUUUAGUUAGGUUUUAAUUGAUCGGAUGAAAUAUUCACAUUUCGCAUCGAGAUCAAGGCAAAAAAUACGCAAUUUUGUAAAUUGUCAUACACCUAAGAGCAAUGAAGGCUGAACAUUAAAAUAUUCUUGGGAAUUAUAAGUACAACAUAUUUGGAGCGUUUAAACAAAAUAAAAUAAUUCAUGAAAACAGGAAGAGGCUGCACUCAAACAAUAAGUAUAUAACGUGUAUUAUUAAACUCUUAAAGUUAAAAUUGUUGGUACUACACUUUGUUUAACACACUAUCAUUAUUUCUUUAUGUUUAUUGAUGUGAUAAUCUAUCAAAUGUUUGUUCGGUUUUAAGUGAACAUAUGCUAAUUAUUAUUUUUAAUUGUUUUUUCUUUUUUAUGGGUUUUAUUGGCAUGAAACAGGAGAAUGGAAAUGGAGGAUGUUUAAAGGUAUAUUUUAUGAAAGGAAUGCACAAUCGUAUGAAUGAAUAUCGAUUAAACAUUAGUUUAAUCAAAACAAUGGUAAUAUAAAUAAAUUAGAAUUGUUUUAAACUUUAGUUUCAACAACAAAAAUAAAAACAAUUGGAGCAGAAAUAAUUUA
This is a messenger RNA of Magallana angulata, 1558 nucleotides long. Its product is annotated as brevican core protein-like. The transcript has 4 exons. The record is from RefSeq and is a predicted model, not a curated record. Bases 1 to 753 code for a protein of 250 amino acids. Lineage: Eukaryota; Metazoa; Mollusca; Bivalvia; Ostreida; Ostreidae.